AUGGGAAUCCCCUUGGCAAAAUACAAGUUUGCGGUCGUCUCUACUGACACUGGGCAUAAUGGGACGGACAGCGAUGGAACAUUUGUAAUCAACAAUCCCGAAACACAAUAUGAUUUUGGAUAUCGAGCUGUUCACCUUAGUACCACUUUUGCGAAGGUGGUUGUCCAGAACUUCCAUGAGGAGGCAGCUAAAAAGAGUUAUUGGAUAGGUUGUUCAUCGGGUGGUCGGCAAGGAUUGAAGGAAGCUGAAGCUUUCCCCGAAGACUUUGAUGGUAUCUUGGCGGGUGCUGCAGCGCAAUGGUGGACUCAUUUAUGCGGGUGGGCGAUUCAGGUCAACCUACGUAACCUGCCGACUUUGGAAGGCCACCUUCGACCCAGUGAUUGGAAGCUAAUUCUUAAUUACACAAUCCAGGCGUGCAAUACUUUGGACGGUGUCAAGGAUGAUGUGAUCACCAGUCCAUCAACCUGCAAUCCAAAUCUUGAAUCUCUGCUUUGCUCGCAAGACCAAUUGCAACUCAUUGAUCAAAACGAGACUAUGUCCACCUGCUUGACAGAAAAACGUAUCGCCGUUGCCAAAUCUAUCUAUGAGGACUGGGUGGAUGAGAAUGGGAAUCUGAUGUUUCCUAGCGUAUUUCAUGGAUCGGAGGAUUUUGGUGAUUAUCUUAUGACAGGAGUGCCGUUUGGACCAGGACCCAAUUAUCUAAAAUACCAAGUGUUGAACUUCACCAAGGUGAGCUCGGAUUACCAGUUCACCCCACAAGAAGUUGCUAGGCUCGUCAAGAUUGCCGAUCAAACAGACCCAGGCCAGUAUAAUUUCAAUGGUGACAUAUCACCAUUCAUAAGACGCGGCGGAAAGUUAAUAACUUACGUUGGAAUGUCUGACCCUAUCAUUCCAAGUCGUGCCUGCAAUAUCGGACUAAUCAGCUUGAUUCAUCCCCGAAAAUCAAAACCCAACGCACAGUCAAUAAUGUUCCACGAUCACGUGAAAAAGAACUUGGGGGUUGACCCGAGAGACUCGUACAGACUGUUUGCAGUUCCGGGGAUGGGACAUUGUGGAGGCGGACCUGGCGCAUCAAAUAUGGGCGCAGCGUCACAGAGAGACGCAGACUCAGGAGACAACUUACAAUCAGCUUCUUUUGACGCCAAGCACGAUAUGAUACUGGCCUUGAUUGAAUGGACUGAGAAGGGGACUGCUCCCGAAGAGCUUAUAACAACAAAAUAUGUCGAUGGCUUGAGCAAAAACGGUAUAAAAUUUCAGAGAAAACUGUGUCCUUGGCCGAUGAUGGGGAAAUAUGUUUCUGGGGAUCCUAACUCGUAUGAAAGUUACAGUUGUCAAGCUGAACAGCAAUGA
Melampsora larici-populina 98AG31 is the source of this 1350-nucleotide messenger RNA. RefSeq lists its product as uncharacterized. The record is from RefSeq and is a predicted model, not a curated record. The transcript is spliced from 9 exons. Bases 1 to 1350 code for a protein of 449 amino acids. Lineage: Eukaryota; Fungi; Basidiomycota; Pucciniomycetes; Pucciniales; Melampsoraceae.